Messenger RNA from Hymenoscyphus albidus, 2118 nucleotides. Lineage: Eukaryota; Fungi; Ascomycota; Leotiomycetes; Helotiales; Helotiaceae. The record is from the annotation of a GenBank genome assembly.
CGCAUACCUAGCAUACCUGGUACCAAGCAAGGAGCUUAAGCUUGACCUCUCUGUCAAAGAAAACAAACACCACCACCACCAGCCUCUUUGAGCUCUCCACCCAUCCUAUCCUUCCUUUGAUCUUCAAACACAAAUAUAUUGUCCCGCUUCUGCGCUGACCGCAACCCUCCCGCCAGCUAUUUAUUACUACCGACGGCGCCCUGCCCUGUCGCACUUCAACUUCAACCUCGAAUCCAGACCUCUACCAUACAACCACUUGUCGCCUCUACGCCAGGAAACUUUCAUCACAACAUGUCUGGCAACGCGUCCGAGGACGCGGAGAAGGCUCCGUCUCUCGCAGAUCGUAUAACUCGACCAGCAACUUCGUCGUGGGCUGAUGAAGUUUCUUCUCCCACUGGCGCAACUCCUACGAAGGACACCCCAUCCCCACUUCCUGCUGCCCAGGUGGACGGAACUGCUACAAUUCUCGGUGGCUCUGGAAUGAUGGAGGAUGACGACGAUGGACCAAUUGAUCUUUACUACAGCGAUCAGCAGAAGCAGAGAGGUCUUGACAGUCAGGACCGUCGCAUUAUCAAAACAUGGGAAGACCUGGGCCUGUAAGUCAACCUGCUCUACGUCGAUGUGUAUGCUCAUGGAACUCAUGCGGCGCGCAUCGAUCAAACGAAUUUUGUAAUAAACCCAAUACCUCAAACAUGUACUGACCCCUCGUUCUAGUAAUCCACUGCUACUCAAAGGACUCUAUUCAAUGGGUUUUCUGAGACCAUCAAACAUUCAGAGUCAAGCCCUACCUCAUCUUCUACUCGAGAACCCUCCGCCAAAUAUGAUUGGUCAGUCGCGAUCUGGAACUGGAAAGACGGGAACUUUUGCAAUCACUAUGCUUGCUCGCCUUGACUUUUCCAAGCCGAACAUACCACAAGCUAUGUGUAUAGCACCAACUAGAGAAUUGGCUAUACAGAUCGUCGGUGUUAUUCAAACUAUGGGCCAGUACUUUGUGGGUCAGGAGACGUUGAGAGUACACUCUGCUGUGUCGCCUGAUCCAAAGGAUCCAAAUAGCCCUCCUCCCCAUAGAGGACCAGUCAACGCAAUGGUUGUGGUUGGAACUCCUGGCACAAUAGAAGGUCUCAUUAAACAACGUCAACUUAACACAUCUCAAUUGAGAAUAGUGGUUUUAGACGAAGCGGAUCAAAUGUUGUCCUCGCAAGGGCAUGGGGACAGUUCUCUUCGUAUCAAACGGUUCGUGUCUGUACCUUGUCCUAUUGAUUUAGUCUAAUUGACAACAGAUUCACUCCCCCGACUGCCCAAGUUCUCUUGUUUUCGGCAACCUUCCCCGAAAAUGUCAACAAAUUUGCGAGCUUCUUCUGUCCAGAUCCCAUGAGAUUGGAAUUGAAGGUUGAAGAGUUGACCGUGAAGGGGAUCAAACAGAUGUUUGUGGAUUGUGAUAGUCAAGCGGGAAGAGAUGGUCAAUAUGAGACUCUGGUUCAACUGUAUGGUCUUACGACAAUUGGACAAUCUAUCAUUUUCGUCAAGGUAAGUUUCCAAGACAGGGAUUAAGAAUUUACAGUUGCUUACUCGAUAUUAAAUAGACGCGAGCAACAGCCGAUGCAAUCGAACAUAAAUUGUCGGAGGCCGACCACCAGGUUCUUAAACUCCAUGGCGGUAUGCUGGGAAGUGAGCGCGAUAACGCUAUUCAACGAUUCCGUAACGGAGAAUUCAAGGUGCUUAUUACAACCAACGUCUUUGCACGAGGAAUUGAUAUCUCGGCAAUCUCAUUGGUAAUCAAUUAUGACGUUCCAAUGAAGAGAUUAUCACCAAAUGGCAGAGAUGAAGUCCCAGAUUUUGAGACAUAUCUUCAUCGAAUCGGUCGAACUGGCAGAUUUGGACGUACUGGAUUGGCAAUCAGUUUUGUCUUCGAUAAACCCUCUUUUGACGCGCUAUCAGCAAUCGGAAAUUAUUUCGGUGUGGAAAUGACUCGGUUGGAUCUUGAUGAUCUUGAUGGGGCAGAAACAUUGGUGAAGGACAUCAUCAAUAAGAACCAAAAGGAAAACCAAAAAGCAGUGUCCGGAUGAAAGGAGCUGGUUUCAUACUUGCAAGGACAAGCCUGUGUUGGCAUUUUUCAUG